Oncorhynchus mykiss (rainbow trout) is the source of this 4652-nucleotide messenger RNA. RefSeq lists its product as uncharacterized. Gene Ontology annotation, molecular function: DNA binding; deoxyribodipyrimidine photo-lyase activity; FAD binding. Lineage: Eukaryota; Metazoa; Chordata; Actinopteri; Salmoniformes; Salmonidae. Gene Ontology annotation, biological process: circadian regulation of gene expression; entrainment of circadian clock by photoperiod. Gene Ontology annotation, cellular component: nucleus; cytoplasm. The record is from RefSeq and is a predicted model, not a curated record.
UUAAGCCUUGAGACAAUCGACACAUGAUUGUCUAUGUGUGCCAUUCACAGGGUGAAUGAGCAAGACAAAAUAUUUUGUGCCUUCGAAACAGGGUAUGUAGUGGGUUCCAGGUUCACCGGUUUGUGUCAUGAACUGCAAUGCUGCUGGGUUUUUCACGCUCAACAGUUUCCUGUGUGUAUCAAGAAUGGUCCAUCACCCAAAGGACACCCAGCCAACUUGACACAACUGUGGUAAGCAUUGGAGUCAACAUGGGCCAGCAUCCCUGUGGAAUGCUUUCAAAAUGCUUUUUUGGUGUGUAUAGGGAGUAUGGACAGUAUAUGAAUAGAAUAGGUGUGGACAGCAGUAGUUGUAUAGGAUGAGCCAGGACUAGAAUACAGUAUAUCCAUAUAAAGUGGAUAAAACAGUAUGUAACCAUGAAUAAAGGGACCAGUGUUCAAUGUCUCUAUGUACAUAGGGCAGCAGUCACUAAGGUUCAGCCUAGAGUACCGGAAGGUGGCCAGCUAGUAACACUGACUAAGGUUCAGGGCAAGUUACUGGGAGGAGGCCAGCUAGUAACACUGACUAAGGUUCAGGGCAAGUUACUGGGAGGAGGCCAGCUAGUAACACUGACUAAGGUUAAGGGCAAGUUACUGGGAGGAGGCCAGCUAGUAACACUGACUAAGGUUCAGGGCAAGUUACUGGGAGGAGGCCAGCUAGUAACACUGAUUAAGGUUCAGGGCAAGUUACUGGGAGGAGGCCAGCUAGUAACACUGACUAAGGUUCAGGGCAAGUUACUGGGAGGAGGCCAGCUAGUGGUGACAGAUAAACAGUCUGAUGGCCUGGAGAUAAAAGCUGUUUAUCAGUCAUGGCUCGGGUUGCUGAGGUCCUUGAUGAUCUUCUUGACCUUCCUGUGACACCGGGUGCUGUAGAUGUCCUGGAAGGCAGGCAGUGUGCCCUGAUGAUGCGUUGGGCUGACCACACCACCCUCUGGAGAGCCCUCAUCUCUUCUCCUGUCACAUCUUUUUCUCUCUUUGAUCUCUUAGGUAUACAUUCAAAACAGAUCUUUAUUGAUAGUAUGUGACGGCAGACAGAUGUGUUUAGGCUUAUGGCAGAUUGGUCCAUUCAUUGAUCUGUCUGUUAGUGAGAGACGGAGAGAAGCCAGCUAAUCUCACUGUUCUCUAUUGAUCACACACUUAGAGACUACAUACUUUGUCUAAACACUAUUGAUCUCCCUCUCGUAUAGCAUGAGGAUCAAGAGAAUAAAUUAAGGAUAAAAGACACUUGGUGGGAGAGGGAUGAUGAUUUUAUUUGUCUUUAGUGUGGAGAGGGAAGCUGUGAGUGUUUCUCAGGAGCACCAUGAGCGUAGGAAGUGAGACUAAUGACUGUAAUAUUGUAGACUUGGGUGCCCUCUACUGGUCACAAUGUUACAUUGCAUCACAUCCGAUGUAAUUACAAAACAGCGUGGGAUUGAGCUUGUGUAACUGGCUAUCAGCUGUUGAGUAACUCAUUCACGUUGCAGCAUACUCGAUCCUCUCUGUCCCACUAUCACCACUAAUUGAAAACUAUCGAAAAAUGCAAAAGAAAUCAACAACCUUUAACAUUGUCUUCUCAUGGAUGAUUACGACCUAAUCUGGAUUUUUGGGGGGUAUUUGGAAUUUUAAGAGAGACUGUAGGGAAUUCCUCUGUUUUAUUGCUUUUCAUCACCAGCAAUAGACCAUGCCUGUAUCGGGUGGUGAGGACCCCAUGUCCCAGGUUCGUCAGAUGCUGAGAGAGUUGCUUGUGGGGAGAGAGAACGCCGAGGGCUUCUUCUGUCUGUGUGUGUCUGUACUGGGACACAACGAUACACGGACACAUUUCUUGCCGCUCAUCCAGCUCCUAGCCACCGAUCACAACAGGCUUCACACCACCCUCACCUCCAUCUAUUUGGAAUACUUCUCCAAGGAUGAGGAUGAUGAGUUGGCAGUGGCUCUGGCUCUGUCCCUAUUAGAGGUCAAAGGGCAACAGCAGACUAAUACCAAGCCCCUCUUCCUAGACCCUAAACUCCAGGGUCAAACAGACACCCAGGCUACGGCAACCUACAGACCCCAGAAUAGUUCCAUUCAGAGUCAGUCAGUUUCUCCUAAUGGUAGCUCCAGCCAGCCUCCGCCAGCCCCUCUGCCCACGGGUGCGAGCUACGCCCAGCUAGCAGCAGUAGGAGGAAGGAGACAGACUCAGGCUCAACACCAAGACUCCACAUCACCCAGAAGAUCAUCUGGACAUGGCAGCUCUCCUCAGACAGAGAGUCAGAGAGGCCCAACCCAGACCCAGAAACAGACAGACAUAAAGUGGUCUAACGUCACUCAGGAUGUGUGCGCCUCUAUUGCCACUUUGACAUCCAAUCUCAACCAAACCAAAGAUGACGUCACUGUGGUGGAGUGCAAAGUGGACCAAUCUGAGAAGCCAAAGCGCUCAAAGAACCGACGUCAGCGGAGGAAGGGGUAUGGCCAGCAGGUGGUAGGUGUGCCUCGAUGCCCCUCGGCUCCACCCCCUGUGCUGCUGUGGUUCCGCAGGGACCUGCGUCUCCAUGACAACCCAGCUGUGAUUGGCUCGUUGGAGGCUGGAGGGCCGGUCAUCCCCGUCUUUAUCUGGUGCCCAGAGGAGGAGGAGGGUCCUGGGGUAACCGUGGCUAUGGGAGGGGCCUGUAAAUUCUGGCUGCACCAGGCCCUGUCCUGUCUCAGCUCUGCUCUGGAACACAUCGGCAGCCAUCUUGUUUUCCUUCGGCCAGAUGAGGAGAGAGAGGGGAUUGGUUCUUCGCUGCUUGCCCUGAGGAGUCUGGUGAGAGAGACGGGGGCUCAGACGGUGCUGGCUAGCGCCCUCUAUGAGCCGUGGCUGAGAGAGCGGGACCAGGUAGUGGUGUCAGCGCUGCAGAAAGACAGGGUGGAGGUUAACAUGGUCCACUCCUACUGUCUCAGAGACCCUUAUACUGUUACUACUGAGGGGGUGGGACUCAGAGGUAUUGGUUCUGUAUCCCACUUCAUGAGUUGCUGUCAGAUGAACCCUGGCCCAGGGUUAGGGGUUCCCCUGGACCCCCCCAUAUCGCUCCCCUCACCCUCUGUCUGGCCCAGAGGCUGCCCUCUGGAGGGGCUAGGACUGGCACGAAUGCCCUGCAGGAAGGAUGGAACCACGAUUGACUGGGCAGCUAACAUCAGGAGUUCAUGGGACUUUAGUGAGGAGGGGGCCCAGUCACGUCUAGAGGCCUUUCUAAAUGAUGGUGUGUACAGAUAUGAGAAGGAAUCAGGGCGUGCGGAUGCCCCGAACACCAGCUGUCUGUCUCCUUACCUGCACUUUGGCCAGCUGAGUGCUCGCUGGCUGCUGUGGGACACUAAAGGGGCGCGCUGCCGAUCCCCCAAGUUCAUACGAAAACUGGCCUGGAGGGACCUGGCCUACUGGCAGCUAACAUUGUUCCCAGACCUGCCCUGGGAAUCACUCAGACCACCAUACAAGGCCCUUCGGUGGAGCAAUGAGAGGGGUCAUCUGAAGGCGUGGCAGAAGGGCAGGACAGGUUAUCCUCUAGUAGACGCUGCAAUGAGACAGCUGUGGCUGACUGGAUGGAUGAACAACUAUAUGAGACACGUAGUGGCUUCUUUCCUCAUAGCUUAUCUCCAUCUACCAUGGCAGGAGGGAUAUCGCUGGUUCCAGGACACCCUUGUGGAUGCUGACGUGGCCAUAGAUGCCAUGAUGUGGCAGAAUGGAGGCAUGUGUGGUCUGGACCACUGGAACUUUGUCAUGCACCCUGUUGACGCAGCCAUGACCUGUGACCCUUACGGAAGCUAUGUCAGGAAGUGGUGCCCUGAGCUGGCGGUGCUGCAUGAUGACCACAUACACAAACCCUGGAAGUGCCCAGCCUCCAUGCUGCGCCGUGCCGGUGUAGUCCUAGGCCAGUCCUACCCAGAGCGUGUGGUGACAGAUCUGGAGGAGAGGAGAAGCCAGUCUUUGCAGGACGUGGCAUUGGUGAGGCGGCGUUUUGGGCAGUACGUGGACCCCUGCUCGGGGUGCGACCUGGUCCCCCUGCCCCCCCGCCUGGUCUCAGAGGCCAUGGGUGGAGGUAUGGUCAACACAGGUGGGCAGUUCCUCCUGCCUGUUAUCACCCGUAUGGAGUUCAAGCACCAAUCAGACGAUCCAGACGCUGCCUUUAACCCCUAUAAUGCCGUUCUGAAGGGCUACGUGAGCCGCAGGCGGAAUGAGACCAUCGCCUUCCUGAACCAGACAGACUUCACAGCCAGCGUGAUAAACGAGGGAGCAGAGAGGAGGGAAAGACAGGAGCAAGACCAGAGGAGGAUGGAGGGACUACCACGCCCCCUUGCAGUUGAACGAAGGGGAAAGAGGACCCCCGCUGCCAAGGACAGGUUCUCCACAGUGCCUGGGGGAGUGGCUACUUCUCACAAAUGACCAUAAGGGCAGGGGCUAAAGGUUCGAUAGAGCCACUGUGGUGCCCAAUGGCCUUUCCUCAAUUGAUUUGCUUAACUUCUGCGUCCUUCCUCACCUACUUUUGAAAAUGGUCAAAGGUAAAUCAAGGAGACGCGGGGAAGAGAGGGAACGUGGACAAAAAUGUGCUUGUAUCAAUUGUCUCUCCUUCAUUCAUGUGUUGUCAGGCAAAUUGUUUACAGUGGAUCACAAAAAAUAAAUGUGUAAAG